This is a messenger RNA of Diprion similis, 1502 nucleotides long. RefSeq names its product F-box/WD repeat-containing protein 4-like. The coding region runs from base 4 to 1203 and encodes 399 amino acids. The transcript has 7 exons. The record is from RefSeq and is a predicted model, not a curated record. Lineage: Eukaryota; Metazoa; Arthropoda; Insecta; Hymenoptera; Diprionidae. Gene Ontology annotation, biological process: SCF-dependent proteasomal ubiquitin-dependent protein catabolic process. Gene Ontology annotation, cellular component: SCF ubiquitin ligase complex. Gene Ontology annotation, molecular function: protein binding.
AAAAUGACAGAUGUCUUGCAUCUGGACGAAUUGCCGUCUGACGUUUUGAUCAUAAUAUUCGAUUUUUGCCAUGCCUUCGACCUGGUGCGUCUCAGCGAAGUGUGCACACGGUUCCACGAUAUCGUCAGGAGCGACGUGUGUUGGAUUAAAAAGAGUAAACAGGCACUGGUGACCAAUCAGUCCUCGAAAAGAUUCCGCGAAAGAUGCUACAGUCUACUUCCUCUGCGGAACAAAUGGCACGUAUCUCAAAAUUGGAAGGAUGGAAGAUACGCAAAGCGUACUUAUCUCACGCAAAAGGCUAAGCUGAUGCCAUGGCUUCAACUUACUGCAAACACUCUGUGGUGGGGUGCCGGUACUCAGAUUGUCGGUUUCAGACGUCACGCACGGUUUAAUCCGGUUGAUCCGAUAUUCAAAAUUGAUACGCGCAGUUCUGACGUUUGUCGAUUUGUCGUGAAGGAUUGGAUAGUGCUCGCUGGAUUCAGAGACGGCAGCAUACGUUGCUGGGAUGGAAUUACGAAUGACGAAAUAUUCAACGCGCAAAAUACUCAUGCGUCUGAUGUAGACGCCGUAGACCUGACCUCGGAUGUAAUUAUCACUGGUUCAAGAGACAGAACUGUUAAGAUUUGGCCAACUAAGAUCAACGACAACAGUUCACCGUUGGCAGCCAUUAAUUUAUUGGAUAGAAUAUGGUCGAUAGCAGCAGAUCCAACGGGUCUUACAUUCUGUGCUGGAUCAGCUGGUAAUAACAACGUAGCACCUCUACACAUAUUUGAUGUAGAAUGUGGAGGGGAAAUUAACACAUUUAGACAACGGUGGAGGAAAGGAGCUGGUAUUUUGGACAUUAUUUGGAAUGACCCUCAGACAUUGCUCACCUGCGGUUAUGACACGUGUAUCAGAAAAUGGGAUAUCAGAUCAGGAACCUGUGUAGGAGCCUGGGCAGAUCCAACUGAUGCUACAGUUUAUUGCCUGUCCACGGAUUACCGCUACACCAUGGUUUCUGGGACACAGUUUAACGGAGAAGCUGUGCUCUGGGAUCAAAGAAAAUUCAAAUAUGUACAGAUGUAUCAGCAUCGGUGCUCAAGUCCGGUGUAUAGCAUAUCAUUCGACAACUGUUACCUAUAUGGAGCAAUGGACCAGUGCCUGUUUCAAUUAAAAUUCUCUGGAUACGGAUAUGGAGAAAAGAAUUAUCGCGACUUAUUUUGACUGCAGAAUCAGAAUUAAUCGUUAUGCUGAUUUGCGUUUUAAAUCUAAGAUGAGAAUCGAUUCCCUGAUUCUGAACCAUUCUAAAGAUAGUUAGUAGUGUAAAUAUGUGCGGUAGCGCGAAUAUUCUGAUAUGGCUAAACAUAUUGAAGAAACUGCUAAGUUUGUUUCAAUUUAUUUUUGUAAAUACUUUAUAUCUGAGUAAUUUGCGUUAACUGGAAUUUACCACACGCCCUAUGUUAAGACGGCUUCCCUAGUCGUAUCAGUUCAAACAAAUAAAACUAUUCUUGGAAGCAUGUACA